CAAGGUGGAGAUCAGAUAAUCUCUAUAGUGAUCGGCACUUCUAACAAAAAGACAGCCCCUCUUGCAUUUAUAUUUGUAUGGUGCUUCGGUUGCAGAGCUCAAGAUGCGUUGUGUGCAAGUCUGGAAAGAGGAUGUCAAAGGCAAAGACGGCGAGAGUCUACCAAUCUAUGACAUAGCUUUUCACCCUGAUGGAAGACGAAUGGUCGUGGCUGCUGGGAAGGUGGUCUUGGUGUACAACACAGAGGAUGGUAAGAUGGUGGAUAACCUGAAGGCUCACAAAGACACAGUCUACACUGUCUCCUACUCCAGAGAUGGUCAGACGUUUGCCUCAGGCAGUGCUGACAAGCAGGUGGUCCUGUGGAGCAACGAUGAGCUCAAGGGCAUUCUCAAGUACGGUCACAGUGACCUCAUUCAGUCGCUGCAGUACAACCCAGUGUCCCAGCUACUGCUCAGCUGUACUACCAGCGAAGUUGGACUGUGGUCUCCUGAGCAGAAGUCGGUGAUGAAGACCAAAGUUACCUCUAAAUGUCUUUGCUGCAGCUGGACCAAUGACGGGCAGUUCUUUGCAGUGGGACACUAUAACGGCACUGUUACUAUCUGGACAAAGACUGCCGAGAAGAAGAACACUAUAACAAGAGAGGGAGAUGCUCCUAUAUGGACCCUCUCCUGGAACCCUUCGCGGGAUGACCAUCGUGACAAGUUGACUGUGUGUGAUUGGAACAAGAAACUGAGCUUCUAUCAACUCAACGGCAAACAGGUCGGCAAAGAUCGUAAACUUGAUUAUGAUCCGACCUGUGUGUCGUACUUCCCUGGGGGAGACUUCUCAGUCAUUGCAGGCUCAAACAGCAAGGCUAGUAUAUACUCAAAGGACGGGGUGAUGCUAUCAUCAGUCGUGCAGGGAGAGUCUUGGAUCUGGUGUUGCAGGGCCAAGCCGGGCAAGGAGCCUUAUCAACUGGUUGUUGGUCGUGAUGAUGGAACACUGUCUCUACACCAGCUCACUUUAAACACUGUUCACGGACUCUACAAAGAAAGAUAUGCGUACCGUGAGCGCCUGACUGAUGUGGUAGUGCAGCACCUGCUGACCAACGACAAAGUGACCAUCAAGUGUCGGGACAUGGUCAAGAAGAUUGCCGUCUAUAGGAACAGACUUGCUGUCCAGUUGCCCGAGAAGAUAGUGGUGUACGAGUUGAGCAGUGGAGACGACAAUGACCUCAAGUACACACUCAAGGACAAGUUUGUGGGUUCUGUUGAUUGCAGUCUGCUGGUGGUGUGUAGUCAGCAUCUGGUUCUGUGUCAGGAGAGGAAGCUCCUGUGCUACACCUUCAAGGGGGACAAGGAGAGAGAGUGGGUGAUGGAGGCCCAGAUCCGCUACAUUAGAGCACUGGGUGGACCGUCCGGGAGAGAGGGGAUUCUGGUCGGACUCAAGAACGGACAAGUGUUCAAGAUCUUUAUCGAUAAUUCCUUCCCUAUCAGUCUCAUCAAGCUCCAGCUGUCCAUUCGCUGUGUCGACCUCAGUGCCAGUCGUACAAAGCUGGCUGUGGUGGACGAGAACAGCACUCUGCUGGUGUACAAUCUCAACAACAAGGAGCUGCUCUAUCAAGAACCAAACGCUAACAGCGUCUCCUGGAACACUCAGUACGAGGACAUGCUGUGUUUCAGUGGUAACGGGAUGUUGAGUAUCAAGGCCAGCAACUUCCCGGCUCACCAGCGAAAGCAGCAGGGGUUCGUGGUUGGCUUCAGUGGCUCAAAGAUUUUCUGUCUGCAUUUCUUCACAAUGUCAGCCAUUGAUGUACCACAGUCGGCCCCGAUGGUGCAGUACCUAGAGAGGAAGUUGUAUAAUGAGGCUCACUCUAUUGCCUGCCUCAUGGUCACCCAGGAGGACUGGAGGGUACUAGGUCAGGAGGCUCUAGAGGGAAUGGAUUUCAGAGUUGCUAAAAAGGCCUUCGCUCGAGUGAAAGACCUGAGGUUCCUGGAGCUCAUUCACGACAUCGAGGAGCGGAAAAGUCGAGGCGAGAAUGACACACAGGAUUUUCUUGCUGACAUUUUCGCUUACCAGGGCAAAUUCAAUGAGGCAGGUCAGCUAUAUAAAAAGUGUGGAAAACCAGAAAAAGCUGUUGAGCUGUUCAUGGAUCUGCGUCAGUUUGAGCAGGCUAAAGAGUUUGCAGUGAAGAGUGAGACGCUUGAUGUAAAGCACCUCAUAGCUAAGGAGGCUGACUGGGCCAAGACCACCAACGAUGCACAGUCUGCCUGUGAUAUGUACUUGGCUGCUGGAGAGUAUCUCAAAGCUGUGGAGUUAAUGGGAGACAACGGAUGGGUGGAAAAAAUUCUGAACCUGGUGCACGAGGUUGGCAAAGGGGAGACAGAGAUCCUGUCAUCAUGUGCACAUCACCUGCGCCGACUCACACAGUUCAGUGCAGCUGCUGAGGUAUACGAGAAGAUGGGCGACACAAAUUCACUCAUCACCCUCUACGUGGAGACACACCAGUGGGACAAUGCUUUUGAAGUGGUCAAGGUGAAUCCUGAAUUCAAGGGCACUGUGUACAUGCCCUACGCUGCCUGGUUGAUGGAGAACGACAGAUUCGAUGAGGCUCAGGAAGCUCUGAAGGAGGCUGGUCAACAAACACAGGCUGUGUUUCUUCUGGAGCAGCUGGCCGAGAAUGCCGUGCACGAGAACAGAUUUAGUGAUGGCAGCUAUUACUACUGGCUUCUAGCAAAGACUAAUCUGGAGGCAGCAAGGAGAGAGUCAGAAGAUCCCGAGGGCAGCUCCCUGAUCAUUGCAGAUUGCACUGAAAGCUUCUAUCGUUUUAUGGAGCUAGCUGACACCUACUAUGCCUACACCAGCAUCCACGCAUUCGUUGACCAGCCAUUUACUGCACUGUUACCAGAAGCUCUUCACAACAUAUCCAGGUUCCUCACUCACAAGAUUACAAAGCAGUGUCCUCCUGGAGUGUCAAAAGUCUCUGUUCUAUUCACCUUGGCCAAGCAGAGCAAACAACUAGGGGCCUACAAGCUUGCAAGACAUGCUUUUGAUAAACUACAGUCACUGCGGAUUCCUCCAAACCUUCAAGAAACAGUGGACCUUGCUAGCAUUACAAUCAGAGCAAAACCAUUUCAAGACAAGGAGGACCUACUCCCAAUAUGCUACAGAUGCUCUAAUACCAAUCCCCUACUCAACAAUGCCGGCAACUUCUGUGUCAACUGCAGACAAUCGUUUGAGUUCUCAUUUGUCUCUUUUGAGGUGCUUCCAGUUGUGGAGUUUGUUCUGGAGGAAGGAAUCAGUGAUGAAGAAGCUCUGAAGCUGAUCAAGAAAGAACCGUCUGGAUCUAGAAAGAAAGGAGGACAGCAAUGGACAGAGAUACAUGAAGGAAACACACAAAGUCUCAAACUGGACAACAACGUAAUGUCGGAAGAGGACAAUGAAGAAGAUCCUUUCAACAGCACCACUUUUGAGGGUGAUGACUUUGAACCAGUGAAGGUGGGCAGACGUACACUGGAGUCCAUGCACAGACUGGAGGUGCUGGUCAAGCAGUGGGGACCACCCAUUGGCAACCAGUACUACAAGUCUAUACUACCUGACGUCUCACUCACUCUUUGUAGCAACUGCAAUAAGAUGUUCCAUGCUGAUGACUAUGAGCUACAGGCUCUCUCUAAAGGACACUGCCCGUUCUGUAGAAAAUCUUCAGACUCUGUGACUCUCAAAUAAUUUCCUUUUCUUGUUAGUGUACGUAGUAAUGGCAAUGUAUAUAAUCACUUAAAAUGUUACUUAAUGUGUACGUAUUUGCAAUGUGUAUACAUAAUUAAAAACGAAGUAUUACAAGGUGUGCAGCUAUAAAUAA
Halichondria panicea is the source of this 3836-nucleotide messenger RNA. Its product is annotated as intraflagellar transport protein 122 homolog. Gene Ontology annotation, cellular component: intraciliary transport particle A; non-motile cilium. The transcript has 38 exons. NCBI's taxonomy places the organism in Eukaryota, Metazoa, Porifera, Demospongiae, Suberitida, Halichondriidae. The coding region runs from base 104 to 3703 and encodes 1199 amino acids. Gene Ontology annotation, biological process: non-motile cilium assembly; protein localization to cilium; intraciliary retrograde transport. The record is from RefSeq and is a predicted model, not a curated record. Gene Ontology annotation, molecular function: protein binding.